AUGCAGAAAGCAACAGCUUCUAAUGGCUCCUCAGGAAUUACGGACCAUUCUGAGCACCCAGAACCUCAACCUUCCCCACGGGAAAUUCUGGCCGAACAAGACGACCAAUUCCCGGCCUCCUUCCUUGAUCCAUCGACUGUGGACAACGGAGAUGCCAUGGAGAAUGUGCAAUACGGGACGGGACCAGAACAGAUGGGCACGAGCUCCAGAAGAAAAGUCUCCUCCCUAUUUUCAACUGAGAAAAGGAUGUUAUCAGAUGAAUCCGAAUUCGGUUCGAGAUUGAAGUGUUUGGGCAGCAAAAUCGCAGAAGUUCCGCUACCCGAUGUCACUGAUCCAGCUUUCGAUGUUCGCACAUGGGCCACUGCGGUCCUAGACGCAGCAGGCAUGGACAAAGUACAAUCCAGACAGGCAUCUUUUGUGUUCAAGGGUCUUGAUGUGAGCGGGUCUGCACCUGGUGCAAGUGUUCAGCCAACCGUUGCUUCAAUGUUUAUGGCACCCCUCGCCCUAGCCAGACAUUUCAGUGGAGGUAAGGCUCCGAGAAGAAAGAUACUAAAUUGCUUCGAUGGGGUCGUCAACUCCGGCGAACUGCUCUUGGUCUUGGGGCGUCCUGGUAGUGGCUGUUCGACUUUUCUAAAAACAAUCACGGGCCAACUGGGCGGCAUUGAGGUCGGCUCUGGAUCCACGAUCAACUACUGCGGGAUCCCGCAGUCACAUAUGAUCAAACACUUCAAGGGCGAAAUUGUAUACAAUGCGGAUGUGGACAAGCAUUUUCCCCACCUGACAGUUGGAGAGACACUCAAGUUUGCGGCUGCUAUGCGCGCUCGCUCUGACAGAUUGCUGGGGUCCUCGCGUAGAGAGAACAUUGAAUGUCUCACAGCGGUGGUGAUGGCGGUCUGCGGACUCACCCACACCAAGAAUACGAAAGUGGGCAACGAUUUUGUACGAGGAGUCUCUGGCGGGGAAAGAAAGCGUGUAAGCAUUGCAGAAAUGAUGUUAGCCUGGUCUCCCAUUGGCGCCUGGGACAACAGUACCCGCGGUCUUGACUCUGCCACUGCGCUCACGUUCGUCAACAACCUGAGACUAGGAGCUGACAUUCUCGGUACGACGCAUGCAGUUGCUAUAUAUCAGGCAUCACAAGCAAUUUUCGACGUUUUCGACAAAGUCUUAGUCCUCUACGAAGGGCGAGAAAUUUUCUUUGGACCAACUAAGAUCGCACAUGCAUACUUUACGGAGAUGGGCUGGCUCUGUCCAGCACGUCAGACCACGGGCGACUUUUGCACGUCAGUGACCAAUCACCAAGAGCGCAAAGCGCGUCCUGGCUUUGAAGGAAAGGUCCCUCGGACCCCAGAAGAGUUCGAGGCCUACUGGCGCACCUCUCAACCUUACAGGACGCUCCAUGCCGAGAUCGAGAAAUAUCAGAAUGAUUGGUCGAGCGCAGACUACGCCGAGAGGUUUAGAUCGGCACACGAAGCUUCGCAGUCUUCCAAUAUCAGCGGAAAGUCGUCCUACAUGGUCAGCCUUCCCAUGCAAGUCAAGAUAUGCACAAAACGAGCUUACCAGCGUCUUUGGAACGACAAGGCUUCUACUCUGACCGUGGUGUUAGGUCAAAUUAUCAUGGCCCUGGUUGUUGGCUCGGUGUUCUUUGGGCUUGCCGCAAAUACAAACAGCUUCUUCGCGCGUGGCUCAACAUUGUUCUUUGCGACGUUGCUUAAUGCUCUGAUCGCCGUGACGGAAAUCAACAACCUGUAUCAACAAAGACCGAUCGUUCAGAAGCAUGUCAUGUUCGCAUUUUACCAUCCAGCGGCCGAAGCUUUGGCAGGCGUCAUAUCUGACGCUCCAGUAAAGAUGGUCAUCGCGACCUUCUUCAACGUGAUCCUCUACUUCCUUGCAGGUCUGAGUCCUACGGCUUCGCAAUUCUUCGUCUUCUUCCUGUUCACGGUAUUGGUCCGCUUCACCAUGUCAGCAAUGUUCCGCACAGUGGCAGCAGCCACAAAGACUGUCUCGCAGGCUCUCGCCAUAGCAGGUGUGUUGGUUUUGAUGAUCGUCAUUUAUACGGGAUAUACUAUACCUAAGUCCUACAUGCACCCAUGGUUCAAAUGGUUAAUGUGGCUCAACCCCUUGGCCUAUGCUUUCGAGGCCCUCAUGGUCAAUGAAUUCCAUGGACAGAACUUCGCUUGCGGAAACUUUGUCCCGUCAUACCCGAACCUACCCGGCAAAACAUUCGUCUGCGCCGUCAAUGGCGCGGUCUCGGGCCAGCUCACAGUCUCAGGAGAUGCUUACGUAGAGGCAAGCUUCCAGUAUAGUUACUCCCAUAUCUGGCGGAAUCUCGGUAUUGUGAUUGCGUUCUAUACCUUCUUCCUUGCGGCUUAUCUCAUUACCUCGGAAUUGAGCUCCGGAAUAUCAAGUACGGCUGAAGUCCUGCUCUUCCGGCGUCGAGACACCAAUUUCAAGGCUGGAAAACUAGAAAGGCCAUCAAGACAAGAGACCGAGUUCCAAAACGAAAUGACAGCUACUGCCACAGAGGGUGUUCAAGUCAGGAGCGUCCUUACUUGGCGGGAUGUGACUUAUGACAUUCGUAUCAAGAAUGAGCCGCGUCGACUGCUCGACGGUGUAUCUGGAUGGGCAAGACCUGGCACCCUUACAGCACUCAUGGGUGUCUCUGGUGCUGGGAAGACUACACUCUUGGAUGUUCUUGCUCAGCGCACCUCGGUUGGUGUUAUUUCUGGAGAUAUGUUUGUGAACGGAAAGCCCUUCGACUCGAGUUACCAACGCAGACUUGGCUAUGUACAGCAGCAAGAUGUUCACCUCGAAACAUCUACUGUUCGAGAAGCGCUGCGAUUUAGUGCGGUCCUUCGCCAACCCGCAUCCAAGCCAAUCGCGGAGAAGCAUAGAGAUGUCGAGGAGAUUAUAAAGAUGCUCGACAUGGAAGAAUUUGCUGAGGCCAUCGUUGGUGUACCAGGAGAGGGGCUCAACGUGGAGCAAAGGAAACUCCUUACCAUAGGAGUUGAACUUGCCGCUAAACCAUGUUUGAUUUUCCUCGACGAACCCACGAGUGGUCUUGACUCACAAAGCUCGUGGGCAAUCAUAAAAUUCCUCCGAAAACUCGCAAACAGUGGCCAGGCAGUGCUGUCAACGAUCCACCAACCGAGUUCCGUACUCUUCCAGGAAUUCGACAAUCUACUGUUCCUUGCCAAAGGUGGAAGACCAGUGUACUUCGGAGCUAUAGGCCCGAACUCCGAGAUCAUGCUCCAUUACUUCUCGAGUCACGGUGCUAGGCCCUGUGCGGCGCAAGAAAACCCUGCAGAGUACAUCCUUGAAACGGUGACUCUUGGGGCGAGUGGGCAGACCAGUCUCGAUUGGCCUGGAAUUUGGAGAUCGAGUGACGAGACCAAAGAGAUGACCAAGGAACUGGAUCGAAUUCACCACAAUACGAGUCUUGGUGAGGCGAAAGAUGACACGAGCAACACAGGCGAGUUCGCCAUGCCUUUCUUCAUUCAAGUCCGCCGCUGCACCAUCAGGAUCUUUCAACAGUACUGGCGGACCCCCUCUUAUAUUUGGGGCAAGGCGGUCCUCGGGCUCGCCUCAGCAUUAUUUAUCGGCUUCUCAUUCUUUCAUUCUAAUGAUUCAUUGCAGGGCAUGCAAAACGUAGUUUUCAGUCUGUUCAUGCUAACCUCAAUUCUGAGUUCCAUGGUCCAGCAGAUCAUGCCACGAUUCGUCCGAGAACGCCCUUCGAAGAUUUACUCGUGGGUUGCCUUUAUGAUCGCCAACGUUCUGGUGGAGCUGUUCUACCAAGUUCUUGUUGGAGUCCUAGUUUACCUCUGUUACUACUACGCGACAUUCGGAAUUCAAUCCUCUGAACGCCAAGGCCUCAUCUUACUUUUCUGCGUCGAGAUCUUCAUCUUCGCUAGCACCUUUGCGCAAAUGGUCAUAGUUGCACUCCCUGACGCACAGACAGCGGGGGCUCUUGCCACCCUACUCUUCUCAUUGACCAUGAUUUUUAACGGUGUCUUCCAGCCGCCACAAGCCUUACCGGGCUUCUGGAUCUUUAUGUAUCGUCUGAGUCCUCUGACUUAUAUCAUUGGGGGCCUUGCUGCUACAGGUCUUAGUGGACGACCCGUUGUGUGUUCCACAACCGAAUUGAAGGUCUUCCAACCGCCCAAUGGGCAAACUUGCGGCCAGUAUCUGAGAACAUACCUUAUGGAAGCACCCGGCCAGCUCACCAAUCCUAAUGCCAUGGCCAACUGCUCGUACUGUCAGCUCAAGAAUGCUGAUCAGUUUUUGGCAGAGUCCGAGAUCGCAUGGAAUGACAGAUGGCGCAAUUUUGGCAUUGUCUGGGCCUACAUCUGCUUCAACAUCGCAGCUGCAAUGAUGCUCUACUACGUAUUUCGCAUAUCAAAGUGGAAGCCAGCGACUUUGGAGCAACGUAAGCAGCGCUGGGGGCGUAUUGGCAGCUGGAUGGGAAGGACCGGGCUUUGGAUCCAACUCUUGAUAUUGGGAUUAAUCGGUCAGGCUUUUUCGCGCUAA
Exophiala xenobiotica is the source of this 4524-nucleotide messenger RNA. RefSeq lists its product as uncharacterized. The coding region runs from base 1 to 4524 and encodes 1507 amino acids. Gene Ontology annotation, biological process: transmembrane transport. The record is from RefSeq and is a predicted model, not a curated record. Gene Ontology annotation, cellular component: membrane. NCBI's taxonomy places the organism in Eukaryota, Fungi, Ascomycota, Eurotiomycetes, Chaetothyriales, Herpotrichiellaceae. Gene Ontology annotation, molecular function: ABC-type transporter activity; ATP binding; ATP hydrolysis activity. The transcript has 12 exons.